Molecule: messenger RNA, 1863 nt
Organism: Moesziomyces antarcticus
Lineage: Eukaryota; Fungi; Basidiomycota; Ustilaginomycetes; Ustilaginales; Ustilaginaceae
Exons: 1
Coding region: 1-1863 (620 amino acids)
Biological process (GO): positive regulation of ribosomal protein gene transcription by RNA polymerase II
Molecular function (GO): RNA polymerase II cis-regulatory region sequence-specific DNA binding; DNA-binding transcription factor activity, RNA polymerase II-specific
Source: RefSeq, a predicted model, not a curated record
AUGCCAGCGAUACGCACAGCGCACGCGCACAUCCCCCAGCCGCCCUAUGCUGCUCCACCCGCGCGUGAGGGGGUAGAGCAUGCGUUCAAAACCACCCAGGCGUACGAACCGCGCCAGAAGGAGUGGCAUAGCUGGUGCGACGGCCAAACUGCAACCGGCUUUGCGGGGGGAGAGAGGUAUACGGUGAAAGAGGAGAAGCUCGCGUUGUUUCUCGAGGAGUAUGUGCUCAAGAGAACCAUAGCUAAGCGUCCUGCCUCCGCAGCCAGAGCAAGCACAGCAAGCAACGAAAGCGCCGAAGGCACCGAAAGCACAGCAAGCACCGAAAGCACGUCCGAGGCGGGUGAUGAUGAUUCGGCAGAGAGCACGGCGCAGAGUGGAGGUCUGGGUUGGUCGUCGAACUCACUCUACGUGGCAGCGGUCGUGGAUUUGCGGCGGACGCAACAGCAACGCGGCACCAACACGCACUACAACCCGCGCUCGGGACGCGUGCAAGCGCUACUGGCAACGGUUCGACAGCAACUUGCGCCCAAAAAGCCGCAUCCUGCACGGUCCAUGGCCGAGGGCGAUGUGGUCAAGCUGGCUCAGGAUGGGAUGGUGCGUGGAUGUAAAGAGGGCGUCCGAGAUCGACUCAUGGUGCUCCUCUCCCACGUUGCUGGUCUAUCGGGGACAGAAGUGCGCACGCUGGAGUACAGCGACUUUGACCUGCACGCCGAUGUAGACUCGGGUGUAAGGGUGGAGGUCAAGGGGAGGGUGGUGGGGAGGAGGGAGGAUGUAGAGUGCUGUGUGGUGGGCGCGUUGGCGCUGCAUCUCUUCUUGGCGCAGGAUAGACAGGAGGGUGACAAGGUCUUUGGCUCGGCAACGGAUCCAAAGACGGCGAUAUCGGAUGCGGCGCACUUUCAUACGCUGCGCAGUGCGCGUGUGCGUCAGGGCGUCGACAAGCGCGAACUCAAGUGCCUUAUGCGUGCGUCGCCCGUUGUGGGCACUGGCACCGAGCGGGUGGGGCGAGACAUCGAGGUUCCUGCAGAGAUCCUGGAUGCAGUGUUGCCCGAGCGAAAGGAGGCGUUGCUAGAUGGACUACGCAGCGUGCUGGUCCAUGAUGCGGCGGUGCUGUGGUUAAAGCAUCCGAGCCAUCCGAUGUUUACACACGGCGGGUUCCAGGGUUCGGCAUUCGAGGCGUUUGCUAGCCGCAUUCCCACACAACUGAGCGUGUGCAGUGCGCAAGCGUCGAGCGGGCCGCAGCUGGUGACGUUUCCAGGAACGAGCGUACAAUUAACUGCCGAGCAGAUGGGCGAGAUAGACAGAGCGGUCGCUGGACUCAUCACCCAAAAGAUGGAUGCUCGCCAACGCGAGCACGACCAGCAACUGGCCGAGGUCAAGCAAGGUCUAAACAGACUGCAACAGUCGAUACAGCGAGACGCGAGGCGCAAAGCCGAAUUCUUCCUGUUCCUUGCUGACAAGUUCAAUGUAGCUCUCGAUGCGGAAGACCUCGACGCUGCUUCGAUGGGCAGCAUUACCGCGACGCGCAACGACGACACUCCCGACGCUGGGUUUUACGUGGAUCGCGGAAUUAACAGAGUAGUCGAGCUGUGGACCGAGUACGUCCACGGUGCGAACGGCAAGCCGUCGGUGCAAUCCCUGGUACAGCGGCAAGGAUUCAGGUGGAAAAGCGACUUGGACCGAAAGUUCUUUACGCGCCGAAGCGUUAUCCUCGACGAAGUCGAGCGGCGGGCACAACAGGGCGAACCGGACGAAGAAACAGUCGCGGGAAAGUUGGACAGCUACAUGGUCAAGAUGGGGAUAAGGUCGUUGUCCCAGCUUCAGGAUCGAAUCAAGCAGGGAGACGUGCCGGAAUGCUUGGAGUAG